UUUAAUUAAGUAUUCUACAUCCUUGCUUAAUUUCUAAAUGGAACUUCCCUUAUCAUGCAUUGAACGUAGAGUUCAAAAAAUUAAGAAAAAAAUAUUCUCAUCAAAUUUUGAUCUCUAUUCUUUUGUAAGCCCUUCAACUUAUGACACUGCAUGGUUAGCAAUGAUUCCUGAUUCUAAAUAUCCUUCACAACCUAUGUUCAAAAAUUAUUUGGAUUGGUUGAUAAAAAAUCAAAAACCUGAAGGAUUUUGGGGAGAGAGUGACACCAUUGAAUGUCUUCCAACAACAAUUGUUUCCAUGGUUGCACUAAAAAAGUGGAACAUUGGCACAUCAAUGGUAGAUAAAGGACGGUCAUUUAUUCAUGCAAAUGCUGAUAAGUUGAUGAAUGAAGUUAAAGAAGAUUGCCCUCGUUGGCUAGCUAUUGUUUUGCCUUCUAUGAUUGAACUUGCUGAUACCAUGGGUCUAGAUGUGAUCUUCCCUGACUCAUCUAGGGAAACCAUAUCCUAUAUUGAUAACCGUCGCAAAACUUUUCUUUUCAAGGAGGAAGUUGUCGAAGAUUUCCAUUGUUACCCUCCAAUAUUGUCAUAUCUUGAAACUUUGCCUCCAAAAUAUGUUAAUGAAAAAGAUAUAUGUAAGAAUUUGAGUGAAGAUGGUUCAUUAUUCCAAUCACCCUCUGCCACUGCAAAAGCAUUCAUGGAUUAUGGAAAUAAAGAGUGCCUCACAUAUUUAAAGUCCAUUGCACAAAGAUGCCCAAAAGCAGUUCCACAAGCAUAUCCAAUGGAUGAGGAUUUUAUAAAGCUAUGCAUUGCUAACCAACUUAAGAAGUUUGGGUUGGGAGAGUACUUUGUGGGAGAGAUUGAAACCCUUUUGGCACAAGUUUAUAGGAACUAUAAUAUGGAGCAAAAUUCACGGGUAAAAGCAUCGAAUAUGAAUGCUUUGAGGCUUGAGAAAGAUAGUCUAGCAUUUGAGAUCCUGCGGACACAUGGAUUCAAAGUCUCACCAUUACGGUUUUGUUGGUUUCUAAAUGACUUUGAAAUUGGAGCUGAGGUUGAGAAAGAAUAUGAGCACUUCUCAAGAGCAAUGCUUCACGUGUUCAGAGCCUCAAACCUAAUGUUCAGUGGAGAAUAUGAACUAGAUGAAGCUAGAGCUUUUUCUAGGAAAGUACUUGACAAAAUUGUUUCAACAAGAAAAGGAGGCUUAUUGCUGCGACAGAUAGAGCACGAAUUAAGUUUUCCAUGGUUUGCUCGCCUGGAUCACUUAGAACACAGAAUGUGGAUAGAAGAAAGCGAAGCCAAUGCUUUAUGGAAAGGAAAGACAUCAUAUAAUAGGGUAUCAUAUCUCUAUAACGAUGAAUUGCUACAACUUGCCACUCUAAACUUUGAGUUUAAGCAAUUGCUAUACAAAAAUGAAUUGAAGGAACUGAAGAGGUGGGCUGAAAAAUGUGGAAUUAGUAAUAUGGGAUUUGGAAGAGAAAAAAGCACUUAUUGUUACUUUGCUGUUUCUGCUGUUUUAACAUCCAUUCCUCAUGAUUCUUACGUAAGAAUGCUUGUAGCUAAAAGUGCAAUUAUAAUCACCGUUGCCGAUGAUUUCUUUGACACCACUGGGUCUCUCAAUGAACUAGAAUUUCUCACAGAUGCAAUUCAAAGAUGGGAUGCCAAAGGCCUAGGCAGCCACAGCAAAGUUAUAUUUGAUUCACUUGAUGAUCUUGUCAUUGAAGCUUCUAGAAAAUAUCUUCAACAAGAAGGAACAUCUUAUGAUAUUUCAAACAGCUUAAAAGAUCUAUGGUAUGAAGCUUUCCUUGCAUGGCUCAUAGAGGCAAAAUGGAGCAGAAAUGGACACAAACCAUCCAUUGAUUCUUACCUUAAAAUAGGCAUGACUUCAAUUGGAUCACAUAUUUUGGUGCUUUCAUCCUCAUGUUUUUUGAAGCCAAGUUUACCAGCAAAAAAACUUAGGCUAACACCUUAUGAACCCAUAACAAAUCUACUAAUGAUCAUUUCUCGUUUAUUAAAUGACGUGGAGAGUUAUCAGAAGGAAAAGGAAGAAGGGAAAUUGAAUUCUGUUUUGGUCAACUUGAUGGAGAAUCCUGAAUUUGAUAUUGAAGAUUCCAUUGCUUAUGUGAGAGAAAUAGUUGAGAAAAAGAAGAAAGAGUUUCUUGAACUUGUUUUAAUUGAUGGAUUAUGUGAUUUGCCUAAGCCUAGCAAACAUCUUCAUCUAUCAUGCUUGAAAGUUUUUCAAAUGUUUUUCAACUCCAAAAAUAGAUUUGAUUCAAAUACAGAUUUGGUGGAGGAUAUAAACAAAGCAAUAUAUCUUCCUUUGAGUAAAACUAAGUAUGUUUCACCUCAAACAAUGCCAAAGAAGAAACAUACUAUAACAAAAAUGCAUAGCAAUUUGCCAUUCAAACAUAACAAUAGGAUAAAUUUCAAUGGAAUGAGAUUCAUGACACCUAAAAUUGGGCUUGGAUUUAUUUGAAUCGAAUAAAAAGAAGAAUGAAUGAUGCAUAUAGUUAUGUAAUGUAAAAUAGUAUAUGCAUUAUAUAGCUACCAUAUUUAGAAGGGAUUGUUUGAAGCAUAAGGAUUAGUUCUAGUAUUGCUUAAAAUUAUUGGUGAAAAUUGUCAAGUUUGUAUUAAUGUGUACAUUCUCUUUGUAAUGUUUUUCCGAUGUUAAAAAAAAUAUUUGGGUA
Molecule: messenger RNA, 2678 nt
Organism: Trifolium pratense (red clover)
Lineage: Eukaryota; Viridiplantae; Streptophyta; Magnoliopsida; Fabales; Fabaceae
Product: (E,E)-geranyllinalool synthase
Exons: 12
Coding region: 38-2467 (809 amino acids)
Biological process (GO): diterpenoid biosynthetic process
Molecular function (GO): magnesium ion binding; terpene synthase activity
Source: RefSeq, a predicted model, not a curated record